Hyalella azteca is the source of this 1245-nucleotide messenger RNA. RefSeq lists its product as uncharacterized. Lineage: Eukaryota; Metazoa; Arthropoda; Malacostraca; Amphipoda; Hyalellidae. The record is from RefSeq and is a predicted model, not a curated record.
UCUUAUUUCUAAUUUGUAUUCAAUGCAAGUGUAGAAUUGUGUUCAGGUUUUGCCAUUUGCAAAGACUUUGAUGCUGCUGCUGAAGUGAUAUCUACAGAUGAAUACUCCGUUUAGUAUUCUGGAUCAUUAUUUUGAAAUAAAUAAAAAUUAGUGGUCCUCAUUUUGAAUACUCAUAGAAGUUCAAUGGAAUUGGCAUGCCUCCUAGCUACAGUGCUCUGUGCCCCUUAGCUCCAGGUCAGUGUGACCCUUAGCUCCUCUGCUCCAUACCCCUUAGCUCCUCUGCUCCAUACCCCUUAGCUCCUUUGCUCCAUACCUCUUAGCUCCUCUGCUCCAUACCCCUUAGCUGCACUUCUCUGUCACCCUCCCAAGCCUAGGCUGGCACAAGUUAUCACAUCAUACAGGACAUGUACAAGUGUCCCUGGUGUCCGUCUAUCUCGACGUCCGCGUCCCACAUGACCCUGCAUCUGCUGGAUGAUCACCAGGAGCAUUUCUCAAGAAACUUGCAUAAUUUUCCAGCAGUUGAUGCCAUCAUGAAGACAGAAAGUUCAUGUGUGGCAUUUGGAGAUGUGUUGUCUUGUGAAGAAAAUGCUAAUAAUGUAAGCAAUGAGUUUAUAGCAUCUAAUGAAGACAAGGGAGACUGGAGUGUGGCAAGAAUUGUUGAAGAAAACUGUAUGCCUGAAAAUUUUUCACAAGGACAAGCAUUGCAAUCUGAGAAUGAUUGGUUAAGUUUAGUUAUAAGUUCUAUUAAGGAAGAUGAGUCUGAUGGCUACACUUUUGCCAUGCCUGUGACACUUGCCGAGUCUGUCGUUGAUGGCUCUGAUAAUCUUGCUGAGACUGUGCAAAGUUGGUGCAGUCACUCAAAUGAAACUAUUGAUGUUUCUGGACAAGAUGAUUUAGAAAUGGCAGUUGAAGGAGAGAAGCAAGAUUCUGAAGAGCCUGCUGCUGUAUGGGAUGAAGUUAAAAUGAAUGAUGUUGCUAAUGACUUCUCUGGAGACCAAGAUAGUUCAGGAGAAAUCAUUAUGAGUUGUACUACUGAUAAUUCUCAGCUUAAUGAAAGAGUUUUUUAUAAAAUUGAUGACAAAUUUCUUGAUUUUGAUGCAUCUGUUGUGCCUGCUUCUGAGAAAAAAGACCAAAACUAUCACAAUAAUGAAGAAUUUUCUGCUCCGUGUCUGCCACACGCUGAUACAAAUCCUAAUCUAAUUGUGAGUGAUUCAAUGAAAAAUAUUGAUAUUGCUGCAGGUUCUU